AUGGCGAAAAAGAAGCAAAUUGAUUUAUUUCUGGAAAUUAAUAACCAAAAAGAGUUUGACUAUCUGCUUGAUCAAAAUUAUGAUAGGAUUAUAUGUGUGGAAGUAUACUGUGCUUUUUCUGGACCAUGUACAGCACUAGAUCAUCUCUUUCGAAUAAUAAAACUUGAUUGGAGUGAUGGACAGAUAAUCUUACUGAGGAAUAAAAGAGUGACAACGAUCUUUCGUGGUGUGGACAAUAUAAAAUUUGCAACAGUAGCGAAACUCGAAAUAGAUUUGUUCAAGCAAUACCAAAAGGGCUUAAGCUACGAACGACUAACCUACGAAUUAAGUGAACCGUUGCCAGAGGACCUUGAAUGGCAAAACAAGAAUACAACUGAGAAAAUGCAAGAGACCAAGCUGUUAGAAUCACGACGUACAGCACGGCAAGCAGCUCGCAAACGGCAUCGAGCUGAGUUGAUGAUACCCCACCUCAAGCACCUGAACUUCGUGCUGUACUGGCCUCAUGCUAAGCACGCACACCCUGAACUAUAUGAGCGAUGGGACCUUAACAAUAUAGUGAUGGUGGGUCGCGAAGAAGUACAGUUAGACCGGGCAACUGCGGAAGAUAUCCUGUAUGCGGGAGACUCUUCGAUGAACGAGGCAGCUAUGGAUAUGCUGUCGUCAGGAACUGCUUUGGCCAUUUGUUUCCGUCUCCUGGAUUUAGAAAAGCAUUUUGUUGACCUUGUACGGAAGAUUUUAUACGAAGACGUAACACCUCUGGACGACACGAAACCCGUCAACGAACAAUUGCCGCAGAGAUCAGCUUUUGACAGAUACAAGACGUACAGUCCUACAAAAGCGGAGAUAUGGCAGAGAAGAAGAGAAGAUAGACAGAGGAAAAGGGAAGAAGCUGUUGAAAAGCGCGCGCGCCGCUUGUCAGAAAUGCAACGCUUGGCGCGACAAGCUAUUUUAGAUGCUUUAGAAGCUAGAAGACUUCAAAAGGAGCAGAGGAAGCUUGAGCUGUUGAAAGCUGGAGAUUUAGAAGCACUGGAAAAGUUAAAACACGAGCCAGACGAUGCAAAAGUUGACAUCGUUGUGCCUGAGGAACUACCAGAAGAAGAAGAAUCGAGCAGUUCUGAUGAGGAUGAAAAUGAGUAUUUUCCUCCCCCCGGUCUACUCAUACCUGGCUUCUAUGCUCCUCCGAACGACGUGGCCAAAGCCAAUGGCUUAGCUGUAUUGUUUCCAAAGAUAGUGUCGGAGUGCGUUACACCGGAGCCAGAAUAUCUACCACCACACGUUCUUGUUCUGCUGGACAUAACGAAGCGAUACAAAGCUGUCCAGGCUUUAGCUAAAUACAAGGCAGCGUUGAUUCAUAUGGGCAUAUUUAAGUUAACAACACCUUAUGAUGCAAAACGGAUAGCUUACAGUGUGAAGCAAUUUGAUUCCUUGCCUUCUUCGUAUGAUAUUGACGAAGUGAAAAUCGCGUUCAUGGUUUCAACACUAAAUGACGUAGCAUUACUUGAGCUGAUAGACCUGGCGCCGUCACACGUCAGCAAAGAUGAUGAAAUCGGCGAAGAAGAAUGUGCUGCGGUGUUUCCCGUUGACUAUGGUGAUGAUUAUCCUGAAUUCGAGGAUUUUUUUAUUUUUUGA
Molecule: messenger RNA, 1629 nt
Organism: Leptosia nina
Lineage: Eukaryota; Metazoa; Arthropoda; Insecta; Lepidoptera; Pieridae
Source: the annotation of a GenBank genome assembly